Phaedon cochleariae (mustard beetle) is the source of this 831-nucleotide messenger RNA. The record is from the annotation of a GenBank genome assembly. Lineage: Eukaryota; Metazoa; Arthropoda; Insecta; Coleoptera; Chrysomelidae.
ACGUGUGACCUAACCUCAUUUCGGUACCGUAACGUAACCUCAUUUUUCACUUUCUUGCUUUUUACUUCUUUUGGUUUUUAUCUCAACAUUAUACAUUAUUUCAUAGGUGUGUAUCAUUGAUAAUUAUGAUUUCCUCAAAGGCUGCAACAUUUGUAUCUACAAUACUCAGAAAAACCACUAAUAAACUGUCUGAAUCUCUUGUAAGAUGUUCUUCUACAGCUACAACUCAGCAAGAACCGCCAAGGAUAGAAAAAACAAUCAACAGUGUACAACUUUUGGGCAGAGUAGGAGCUGAUCCCCAAAGAAAGGGAACAGAUGAACAUCCUAUUGCUGUAUUCUCCAUAGCAACCCAUACCAAUUACAGAUAUGAAUCUGGAGAGUUCUUGCAGAGGACAGAAUGGCAUCGAGUUGUAUGUUUCAAACCUGGACUCAGAGAAACAGUCCUGAACUAUUUGAAAAAGGGACAGCGAGUUCAUGUCACAGGUCGUAUAACUUAUGGAGAAAUUAAAACAGAGGAUGGUUCACAAAAAACAACUACAGCAAUUGCAGCUGAGGAUGUAAUAUUUUUCCAAAGUACCUGAGCUAAGACAUCUGUAUUGCCACAAAUAUGAUUUCUAGAUAAUAGUUAAGGAAUAAAAUGAUUUUUUUUAUAAUUUGGUAUUAUUUCAACUUUAUGGUAGGUAUCAUCAAAUGAAGUGGGGUGGUAGAUGGGGUCAUUUCCAAUCAAACCAACCUUAUAUGUGGUUCUCCAAUUGUUGAUUGUUCAGAAGCUCCCAAUGUUUUUUCAUUUCUAUAAGAAGAAUUUAUUACAAUAAAACUAUGUCACAUUUG